AUGCAUGUACAGGAGACCACGCCUGAGCCUGGCAUAAAAGGGACACAGGGUGAGCCCUUUCAUCCAGAUGUUCGGAGGAAGCCACAGGAAGCAGCAGCAGCAGAAAUCUGCCCGCCUCCAGAAGAGAUUGAACAUGGGCAUAUCGAACGCUUCGUCAGUUAUCUUGACCCUUAUUACCAGCUACAGACUCCAAUCAAAGGGCCGUUCCAGUGUGACCAGCAGACGCAGCUCUGGCUGAACAAAGCAGGCGAUGCAGAACUUCCGGUCUGUGAGCCAGUGUGCGGGAAGCCAGAGUCGCCGGUCAGCCAAGUGCAACGCAUCAUUGGGGGCUUCAGGGCUGCCAACAACAGCUUUCCAUGGCAAGUGAAGUUGCUCACCAGACACAAUCUCACGGUGGGUGCCACACUGAUCAGUGACCGAUGGCUCCUGACCACGGGCCGCAACCUUUACCUGAACCACAGUGCUGAUGCCCAACCAGAGGAGAUUGCGCCCACCCUGCAGCUUUUCCUGGGUGAUGGGCAGCCAGCUGGCCCUGUGGAGCGCAUAGUCCUGCACCCCAACUUCACAGGAGAGGUGGAUCUGGCCCUGCUGCACCUCCAGCACAACGUGUCUGUCGGGGCGGCUGUGAUGCCCAUCUGCCUGCCCCAGAAAGACUACGCCAAGCCCGGGCAGGUGGGCUUUAUCUCUGGCUGGGGCCGCAACGUCUUCUUUGCCCACCCAGAGCGCUUGCGUUACGUGCAGCUGCCCGUGGCCGACCAAGAGGACUGUGCCACAUACUACGCGGCCGGCAGGCCCUACGGUGUUGAGUUGCUGCUGGGCAACCAGACCUUCUGCGUGGGCAUGAGCGAGCUGCGGGAAGACACCUGCUUUGGGGAUGCCGGUGGGGCCUUUGUGGUGCAGGACCCCAACGACGACAUCUGGUACGCAGCAGGCAUCCUCAGCUUCGACAAGACCUGCUCCACCGCCAAGUACGGGGUCUAUGUGCGGCUCUUCAGCCUGCUGGGCUGGAUCAAGGAGACGCUGGCUGCUGCCCCCUGAGCCACGCCGGGCUCAAGUGCCCCCCUCCAUACUGGGGUAAGCAGCGACCCCGCGGAGGUCAAGCCACGGCCUCCCCCUCCCCCAGGAGCAAAGCACCCCCCCACCUUUGUUCUACCAACCCAUUAAAGUCCCAGGCUGUAAGGCACCUGAGGCCGGUGCGUGGAUGGGUCACCGCCUGGGAACCACAUGCAAGCCGCAUUGGGUUUCUAGCAUGCAAAGAAAGGCGAGGUAGAAAUGUAAGAAACAACAAUAAUAAUAAUAAUAAACAAUUAAAGCUUUUGGUGGUUUGUUCUGGACAGCUUGCUGGUGGCUCUUGGGUGACUGGGCGCCCCAACCUUUUCCUUCGCAGGGCGGCACUCCGAGCAGCGGGGGCGCCCCAGGCUGAAGCCGAGCAGCAGGGACGGGCCAGCGGGAGCCCCGUUGCUCCGGGCGCCCUCUCCGCCGGCAGGGGGGGAGACGCCACCCGGCAGCCCCUCCGGAGGCCAGGGACCCCUCGCCGGGAGGGAGGGUCGGUCUCGGGGGCCCUGAGGGGCACCGGAGACGGGCGGGCUGCCGGCCGAGAGGAGGAGGAGCGCCGUCGGCUGUGACGUACGGAGGGCGGGAGAAGCCCCGCCCCCCGGUUCGGCCACUGCCGCCAUAGACCUAUAAAACUGGUAGAGGGACUGCAGUCCGAGCCGCGCUGGCGAAGCCCGUCGGGUAGAGAGCGCGGUAGCCGCGCGAGGUCUCCAGGGUCUGGAAGUCACCUACCGGGAUUGUCACUCGGCAGCCCUGCGGGGCCCCUCCAACCAGGGUCUCUCUCCCCCCGCCGACCCGGCUGCAACGCGGCUGCGCAGUGGCCCCUUCACUCCCCCAGAAUCUCAGUGAGGCCCCAACACAACUCUGAGGCACGCUAAGGUUUUCCUAGCUCUGUAACGCUCUUCGGCGGCUGUAGGAGCCCACACCAAUGCUCGCGAGGGGGCGGUGCUACAACAUCGCCUUCCGGCCGCCGCCGCGCCUCCUAGCGCCCACCACGAGGAUGAAAAAGUUUCACUUCCGCCUCUAGUUCAAAACUGCAGGUUGCAGCCGCAGCCGCAGCCGCAUCCCCUUUUGGAAAAGCUGCGGGGAGACAUGAUGAUGUCCAUCCAAAUGGUGCUUUAACGCCAGGUGCUUUAUCUGUUAACUAUUUCAAGAACGUGCAAACUGUCAUUGGAAAAGUAACUGAUUUUUUAAAAUAAACGUUAGUUAUUUAUUAUUUGAA
This is a messenger RNA of Rhineura floridana, 2275 nucleotides long. RefSeq names its product haptoglobin-like. Gene Ontology annotation, molecular function: serine-type endopeptidase activity. Lineage: Eukaryota; Metazoa; Chordata; Lepidosauria; Squamata; Rhineuridae. Gene Ontology annotation, biological process: acute inflammatory response; proteolysis. The record is from RefSeq and is a predicted model, not a curated record.